Polyodon spathula (Mississippi paddlefish) is the source of this 12178-nucleotide messenger RNA. RefSeq names its product SZT2 subunit of KICSTOR complex (gene szt2). Bases 102 to 11444 code for a protein of 3780 amino acids. Lineage: Eukaryota; Metazoa; Chordata; Actinopteri; Acipenseriformes; Polyodontidae. Gene Ontology annotation, cellular component: peroxisome. The transcript has 74 exons. The record is from RefSeq and is a predicted model, not a curated record.
CCCAAAUAAACAUAACGUUGUAGCGAAAUAAACACGCAAAUAUUUCAUGAUCUCCUGAGUAAGGUGCACACAAAGACCUUCUCAGGGAUGAGAAUUUCGGGAUGGCAGAGAGACAGGACAAUGAAGUGGAGGAGGCAGGGCAGGUUUACCUGCUGAUGAAGAAGGAGUAUCGGAUCUCCCGAAACGUCCGGUUAGCCUGGUUCCUGAGCAAUCUCAACCAGGUCAUUCGCCCCACACUCAAGCCUGAUCUGUUAAACUCUGAGAAUGAGCUGGAUGUACUGAGUAUCCUUCCCAAGGGCUGGCAGCCAGAUGAGAUCCCUUCAGCACAGUUCUACCAGCUGGUACCGUCUACCCAGGUCACGUUCCUGGCAAGGCGGUACCGUUUCAUUAUCGAGCUGGACCUGAGCCCCUCUACUGGGAUUGUGGAUGACUGUACUGGUGAGAUGAUAUUCGAUGAGGUGUUCCACGCACUCUCCAGGUGUUUAGCAGGACUGGGGAGACCCUUUAAAGUCCCUGGUACUGAUCUUAUGCUUCAGCCGGAGAUCUUUAUUACUAUCCAGGCUUACUCCUCUAUUAUUGGGCUCCAGUCUCACCAAGUGUUAGUGCAGGGCUGCCAGCUAGAUCGGACCGACCUCGAUCAGUUUCUGCUCCAGAUUUACCAGCAGCUGCGCUCUGUGGAGAACAACAUCGCAGAGGUGCUGCAGCAGCAAUACCGGGCUCGAGGACAGUAUGACGGAACCAUUUUGUCCUCUGGUCUGAAUGAUGUAAUGGAGGAUCCGCCUCACAGGAAGCUGGGUGUUUCCAUGGUAACAGCUGAUGUGGGGCUGGUUUGUAUGAUCCGUCAGGGAAUCCUGGCUCUGCAGCUGCUGCCCCCAAACUCCAGUGCAGGUAUAAUAAUCAUCACAGACGGAGUCACAAGCAUGCCUGACGGCGCUGUUUGCGAGACUCUCCUGAACCAGCUGCGAAGUGGCACUGUUGCCUGCUCUUUCAUCCAGGUUGGAGGCGCCUAUUCCUAUGACUGCAGCUUUGGAUACAUCCCCAAUGUGGAGCUCAUGAAGUUCGUCUCCAUGGCAACGUUUGGAUCAUACAUGUCCACCUGCCCUGAAGUGGAUGUUUCAAAUCAAGACAUGAAUACUUAUCACAAGGCUUUCCUGAUGUAUUCCUUCUUGAAAACGGGGGAGUCCAUGAACCCAGAGUACUACUGUGUUUCCCAGCACAAGCUCUUUAAUGAGCACCUGGUGUCUGCGAGUGGGAACCCAGCCCUGGCCAUGCGGAGGAAGAAACACACCGAGAAGGAGGUUCAUGCCCAGUUGGUCAGCGUGGUGUCAGUGCGGCUCCGGGAGGGCUACAGUGUCCGCGAGAUCAACCUCACCAAAGGUGGCACCCAGCUGGAGGUGAAGCUGGUGCUUAUAUGGAAGCACAACAUGCGGAUCGAGUAUCUAGUCGUGGCGCCCUGGCCGUUGGACCCUACGAAACGCAGCACUUGGGUGGAGGUAACGAUGGAAGGGAGCUAUGACAUCCUGCAUGACAUAAGCUGCACCAUGAGGAAACCAAUCUCCAGCCCCUACCGGACCUCUGUCAUCCGCCGCUUCUGGAACACUCUGCAGAGUAUAAAUCAAACAGACCAAAUGCUGAUGCUCCUGCAGUCCUUUAAUUCAAUUCCUGAGCACUACACUAUCCCGGAGAGCACCAAGAAUGGGGUUCCCCUCUUCUACAUCCCACCAGGAUCUACCACCCCGGUUCUGUCUCUCCAGCACAGCGGUUCCAAGGACUCCAGUCACUCCCAGUUCGCUUCAUACUGGAAGCCCAUCCUUUCCAUGGAUGCCAACUUCUGGCAAAGAUGGCUCCACAUGCAUCGCAUUGCCAUCGUCCUGGAGCAUGACAUCCCUGUUCCCAAGCACCUACACACUCCAGGAAAUAACGGGCGCUACAGCACUAUCCAGUGCCGCAUCUCUCACUCCGCACUCACCUCCUUGCUCCGGGACUGGAGCAGCUUUGUGCUGGUGGAGGGCUAUUCUUACGUCAAACUCAUAUACAGUGCCCCUGAUCAGCCCCCCACCUCCUUUUACCUGCUCCGUCUGAUUUCCAAGGCACCGUGCAUGGUAUUGAGACUGGGGUUUCCCAUUGGAACUCUGGCUCACACCAGAAACAAGAUCGUGGAUGCUCUUCGGGACCGGAUUCUUCAGCUGCGAUUCCCACACAGAGUGCAGUGCAAGGAGGCAACCCCCAAGGUGAAGCGGAAGAUCCUGGGAAACACUUCCCAGUCUAAUUUGCCCCCUCCUUCCCCUACCCAGCCAGCGCUGUCGGACAGGCCCUGCGUCGUCGUGCUGAACAAACCGCUGGAGAAGCUUCUCAUUAGGUAUGAAAAUCUCCCUUCGGACUACCGGACCCCAUUUAUCCUGAACAUGGAGAAUUUUGCACAGGCGCCCACAGUGUCGGCACCACUCACCAUGGCAGCCAGUCGCACGGCUUCCUCCACCCUGGCCUCCCUCUCUCGUUAUUUCUACCACCAGCGCUGGGUGUGGGCAGUGCAGUCAGGGCUUGGUCUCCCUGUGCCUCUGCCUGCCAUGGCACAGAUUCUCUCCAUACUCUCUGAAAUCCGUCUGGCUGAAGGGUUUCAUUUUGCGGCCAGUGGAGAAGGAAUUGUCAAUAUGGUGACAGAGCUGCCGAUGAAGAGCACUUCUGGUGAUGGCGAGACCCACACCUGCAUCGUACAGUACACUCUUUUCCCACCUCACUCAACCUCCACCAAGGACAGCUUCUCCACAGACGAUGACAAUGACACAGAGGUGGAGGCGAUAGAGAUGGACGCUGAGCUGAACCUGGUGACUGAGUGCUGGGUGGAGCCUCAGAGCGGCACCGUUUUCACCACCUCUGAGAAUUGCAGUUACCUCCAAGGACUGUCCUACCAGGAGAUACCUCAAGCGAUUUUCCCUGGGGACCUGGCGUGUAUGUCCACAAUGCUGACCUUCGAGUAUCUGAUCCAGCUGUGUCAGAAUAAGGACCACAACUCUCCCAUUGGUGGGGUAAAGGGGGCUGGGGGUGACUACGUCCACAGCAGCGACUGUAUCCACACUGUCCCCUUCCAGUAUGAUCUAAUGAAACUUCUACCAAAGUGCCAGCAGAUAGAGAUCUUUUUCCUGACUUUCAGUAGAGUGGAAGAGGAAGAGGAAGAGGAAGAGGCAUCCCAGGGUUCAUCCUGCUUGCCCAACGAGCUGCUGCUGAACCUUUUUCACGGAUGCCUUCAACAGGACCUGACUGACCGUGAAAUCCCAUUGGCUGAUUCCGACCAUGCGGCCUUCAUGCAGCAGAUCCUGCAGAGAGAUCGAGAUGGGCAUGUGGCUCCCUUUACACUGCCUGUCAUUAAAGAGGAGUGCUUGAAGUCAAGCAAGUCCUUGGAAAGGCAGGAUACAGGGAUGUCUUUCCACACUGUUGGGAGCAGCAAGGAGGUGACAGGUUCAACAAGCACUCUGCAGAGCUUUGGAAAUUUAGAGCUGGCAGACGAGGACACCAUCCAAGCUGCGAGUGAGACCCCAACCACUCGGUGGAAAUGUUACGCCAAGUACAUCAAUUCACAGUUCAUCCUCACCUUCCUUCCAGCCAGCUUUGCAGAUAUACAGAGGCUAAUGGCAUCAGGGAUGGACAGACCCCUGAAUGACACAGCCCUGGGAGGGGAGGAAACCCAGCAUGUAGAACUGACCCAGCAGAGUCCGAGUCACACCCUGUCAUCGGAAAAACAAUCGGUGAUCCCGGACAUGGAGGCAGAGCUGGGAAUUAUCCCUUUAAAUAAUGGGUGCAGUGCGGAUCAGUUUAGCCCUGGGUCUGCAUUGCUCUCUUCUCUACGUGACAGCACCCCCAAGAGAAGCACGCCAGUACAGUCCCCAGCUCAGAGUGAGUGCUGUUCUGGUGGGGUGACGGAGCAGCAGGAUAACGCAACACAAACUGGGGUAGAGGAGAGGGAAGGAGUUCAGUUUGCUGAGCCCCAGGAGAGAGAUGUCCACAUCUCGUUCAGUCGACAGAUGUCGCAGCUGGACGGGAGUGACCACCACAGGCCACGCUGCCCCGUGUACAUCUAUAACUGUUCACUGGAGUCCCUCAGGGAGCAGCUGGUUCCUUCCCGUGGGGAGAGGCUGCCACGGGAUAUCUUCUUCAGACCUCAAGAUGCUGGUUCCUGGGAGUUAUUACAGCAGAUGAAGUCCAGGUCCCUGUCUCAGGAACGCAUCUCCAGUAACUCUUGGGCUGACCUCCUGGCACAUCCUCGCAAACAGAAGGAGCUGACCAGCUACUGCAGCCAGCUGCAGGAACACUACCAUCAGUGCUACGUCAAAGGGGUGUUCUGCAGUCUGCAACAGUCCUAUAACAUCAGCUCCCAGGACGUGCUGACGACAAUGGAUUACUGCGAGGAGUCUCUGCAGGAAAUAGACAUCAAUCCCUUCCUGCAGACACUCUGCGGCCACAUCCGUGCUUUCAGGGAGCGUUGCGAGCAGCAGGGAGCGACAGAGAACAUGGAGGACAGGCCCUCCACCACCUUCACCAUCGGCAAUGGAAAGACAGAGGAGGGAGCUGGGAGAGGGCCGCUCGCCUCAUCCUCAAGUGUGGAGACUGAAGAUGUCAGUGAAGCAGAAUCUCGAGGCAAACCUUCCACACCCUCCUCCCCCAUUGCACCCGCAGUCCUGAAAACCAAUAAGAUAUACCCAGAGUUCCCUCUUUCACUCUUGCAGACGCAGCAGAAAUGUGAAGUUUAUCCUGACUUGCAUAAAAUCAUCCAGGAAAAGUUUUUGGAAAUAGGUGCUCAAUACUUUAAGGCUGUGCCUUCGAAUCCUCAUUACUUUUUCUACUGCCCACCAUCUGCUAAGAAGGAGGUGGUGUCGGAUUGUGAUGACAGAAGACAGAGUGAGGAGAUUGAGGUGUCAGAGGCAGAACUAGCCACAGAGGAUGAGAAUGUGUCGGGGUGCUGCAUCGUGACAGAGAGCGACACGGACCUGGAGGUAGAGUACCGGGAACGGCUGAACCGUGAGUUCACUGACCACGACUCCAACCAGGACGAGGACUCUUUCAGCAUUCUGGAUGGGGACUCCCUGCUGGAGCCUGAGGGCCCCCAACAGGAGAUGCCACCCCUGUUUGUGCACCUGACUUGUUCCAUCGGCGUCAAGAACUGCCACGGCUCCUUGCCCACACAGACACUGCCCACUUGCUUGGGGGAGGUAAUUGCCUGCUUGGAGAAUGCUGAUUCCCUUCAGUCCAUCGACCUGAAUGAUCUGUCAGUUACGCUGGAUAUCUUUGUUCUGACUCUGCCACAGAUCGAAGUCAUGGCCUCAGACAUACAUCACAACAGAUAUACAUCGGAGAGCAGCAUAUCCUUGACCCGGUCCCCAGGCCAACCUUCCUCCUACCGCUCCGAUGAAGAGCUCAUGCAGGAAGGGCUUUCCUCAGGAGGAGGGGAUGGGCUGACAGGUGGAGACCCCCUUUCCAAACUCCCUGACCCACACAAGCAGGCAGUGCUGGCCACCAUGGAUGAGAUCCGCUGGGUCCUGGAAGAUGAGAUCGUGUCUGCCCUGCGCCACUCCAAGGUCAUCAGCACCGCUACGCUGCAGAAAGUAGCGGAUCAUGUGUCCCGGUCACCUGGCAGGCCACAGUGCCACUGCGAGGUUGUCCCACUUCAGUUCGUUUUCGGGCUCGAGCAAUCGCUGGAGAAGUUUAAAGAGGAGUUCCGAAGAAUGUCCCUGCCUGGGUACCUACUGAAUGAAGAAAAGGACAAUUUUUACUACGUGUCAGUGAGCCGGCUGCACUCGCAGAGACUGGCAACGGUGAAGAAGCUUGCAGAGAGCAGUAUGAGUGAAUCGCUGGGGCCGGGGGAGGAGUUAGACAGGACCUCCCAACAAGCUAGUCACACUGCAGAGGGCAAGGAAACGUGCAAGGCCCACCAACUGGCCAAUCAGAACACUGCAGGAACGAUAGCUGUGUCACUGGACAGCAAUUCCGAGCUGGCGAGGAGAGAGGAGAACACAGUGGCUUCAGCUGAAGAGAAAAAUCCUGCUAGUGGAGAGGAUUCAGCGAAAGACCCAUUUCCAGAGACUGUUUCUGAGACUACUGCAAAUGACAAAGCAAGCCAGUGGGAGACCGGGGCUUCCAUUUUGAAAGAUGGAGAGGGGAGCACCCCAUCUACCAGACCUGAGCCCUCCCAAACUAGCACUUACAUUAUUCCAAGACUUGAGCCAUCCCAAUCCAGUGCUCCCUGCCUGCAGCCAAGCAGUAGCAUGGACAAAGGAACGGAACAGAAUUCUCCCCCGAAAACCCCUUCUGCAGUGAGCCUGGCUGAGUCUGUGCUGACCACCACUCAGAGCAGUGGGCGGGUGAGGCCUAGCCGUGUACAGAGUGUGGUCUCCAGUCAGGGAAGUCUGGACUCGGACAUGCUGGGCUAUGAUGGUGGGAGCAGUGAUUCUGAAUGUGAGGGGGCCACCAUGAAUGAACAGGACCCCCGUUGCCCCCUGAUGCCCGAUUUCUGGCUGAUCAUGAAGAUCCAUCAGGACAGAGUAGAGGUGCACUCUCACACUCGCUCUCUAAAUUCAGGGAAGGAUGACGAUGAGGUGCCCCAGUAUCUCCAGCUACACCAGAUGGUUGUGAGAAAGAUUGGGGAGAUCUGCCGUGUUGUGAACCAGCGCUUGCUGCUUCAAGAUCUCCACGACAGUCACAUCUGUAACUCCUUACUGGUGGCAGAGAGUGAGGAAGACAUCUGGAAAAGUGAGACAACGUACACCUACAGGAAGCGAACAGCCACCACUGAUGAUUAUUCAGCGGAUGAGAGUUACCAGCCUCGAGAUUACCUGGCAGCCACUAUGCAGUUCAUCCCAGGUCACUUUGCCUGCGAGGUUGUGUGGAGCACCAUCAUUUACAUUCACCCACGACUCAAAAUGGGGCCCAACAUGGGCGUCAGUCGAGCGAUCCAGGCUCUUCGCUCAGUGCUGAAUGCCUUCUGUGUUGUGAACAGGAAGAAUAUGUUUGUGUACCAGGAGCGCACUACCAAAUCUGUUUUCUACCUCAGGCUGUCGGAGACGGCGCUCAGUGGGAAGUUUUCAGAGUUGGAUGGCAAUCCCCCACCUUCGUCUCGCUCGCUGGCUCUGACACGCAGCCAGGAGCCCCUCUACUCAGAAGAUAUCUCGAGUUCACGAUUCUCCCUGGAGAUGAUCUCCCCCAGGAGUGUGGAGGGGUCCAGGCCUGUGGGACAGAUGGACAAACACAUCCUGCUGAUGGUGCAUGGAGUGGGGCAGGCUGGACCAGAGAUCACAGAUGAACUGCUGAAGGUUCUUCGAAAGCGUUUGGACGAGGCGACGCUUGACAUUAUUACUGUGAUGUUAGUCAGGAACUGCAAACUGACACCUGCAGACGUGGAGUUCAUCCAGCCCCCUGGCUCCCCAGCUACUGAAGUGAUUGAGUUCACCCUUCCUCAGUACUCCCUGCCUUGGCUACAGGCUGUGGCUCACUACCUCCGGCAAAACCUCCUGAUCUUCCUGCAUAUCCCCAAGUACACUGACAGCAACAUGGAGCACCACUUUAAGCACUAUUUUCUUCAAAGCAGAGGUUUGCCGGAUUCUGAUCUCUACCUCUAUAACAAGCCUGGAGGCCAGGGAACAGGGGGGAAAGGGAUUGCCUGCAUCGCGCUCUCAUUUGUGGAUUGCCAGGGCUGCCCACUGCCGGUGUCCGGGCACGACUGCAUGAAGCCGUUGAGAGGAGAACCCUCCGGGAUCAUUCUGCAUGACGGGGAGUUUGAGAGACUCACUGCUGUCAGCAAGAUCGACUCUGAGAGCCAGGAAACAGGCUCUUGGACUCGGGUUCGUUUCGAUGUCUGGGAGCAAGGGAAUGUCAGCCCCCUGCAACUUACUGAUAAGCUGCAGAGUGCUCUGCGCCAUGCCCUUUGUGAUGUCAUCAUGGAGUUUAGGGUGCUGCCCAAUCCGCUCUGUGUGGAAUCGUAUUGUCCAAUCGCAGCAACUGACCACAGCGAUAGCACCAAUGGCCACCAACCCCAGCUGCAACAUGAAGGUAAAGACCAAGCCAGACCACCUGUCAGCAGUGGGAGAAAUAAGACCAUCCCAUCUCCCAUUGCUUUCAGCCCGGCACCCACCCCUGCCUCUGCAGGCUCAGGGACUCCUGAAUCCACCACCCCCACUAGCAGGACCGCACGCAGGAGCUUCUGGGACAUUCUGAGUAAGCCAGAACCCUCGGAGCUGGGGUCUCCUAAGACAACAGAUGACAUUAUCUUGGAUCGGGCAGAAGACAGCCGAACAACUCGUCGACGACACAAAACCGAGAAUGUGAAGCAGCCCUGGAGCCAGGAGAGAGCAGCCGCUGUGGAAAUGGAACAGGCGCAGAGGCAAGCAGCAUCCCAGAGGAAGCAUAUCACCCAACUAGAGGAGGGGGAGGUAGGCACCCUGCACACGCUGUUCCAGGGAACCUGCCAGCAAUGGGUGACAUUCAUGGGGCGACUUGGGUGCCCAUCUAUCCAGCAGUGUUCAGCUGAGAUCGCCUCACAGUUCCUCUUGCCCUCAAUCCUGACAGAGAUUGUGAAUCUGGUCAGCUCACUAGCCAACGACACCACAGUCAAGGUGUUUGAGAGAAUCGGUUGUCCCCAAGGAGAGACUUUCGUCCCCCUCUCACUCAGCCAGCAGUCCAACACACCCCCUGCUACUGCAAGACAGUUCAUUCUCAUUGGACGGAACUUUCACCAAUGGCAUUUCAGUACUGAACAAGAAGACAGCUCUGAUGAGGAAAGCACCCCAGUGGUUAAUAGGUUCACACCUCACAAGGGGCUCCAGCGUUUUGAGGCCCUGGAACUGAAUGAUUCCUGCAGCCCAGGGGUGUCUGGGAGAGGGGUUGCCCCACGCCAGAGAUUUGUCAUCAUCCAAAUCCUGGACAAAAAGCUGAGUCUUUACAUGUACAACUGGUCUGUAGAUCUGGGAUCGUCUUUGAGUCGGGGGCUCACUCGGCUGGUCCAGUGGCAGAACGCCCGUUCGCAUGCCGUACACUGUCUCCUCAGCCAGAAAAUGGGUCUCUUUCACCACUACUGCUUCUUAGACACCCCUGCUCACGAGGAUCUCAAACAGGAGCCCAAUCCCUUUCUGAGCUUAACACUGGAGGCUGACUUGCUGCUUCGGAGCCCUACUCCUCCCCCUAGCAAGGACUCGGGCCGGCUCAGCAGCUCAGGACGAGGCAUGCCUCCGCUUCACUUUCCCUCAGAGCUGGUCCCCUUUGACGAGGCUUUGAGGGACAUCACCGUGGGGAUACCCAUCAUGACUGAGCAGGACUCAGCAGGGAACACAGACACCGUCGCCCGGCAUGGGGCCCAGCUGUUGGAGAUCAAGGCCAUGGAGCGCAGGGAAAUGGAAAAGCAGCUGAAGAUUGAGAACCUGUUUGUGACGUGGCAGCAGAGAUCAGCUCAGUCCAACAUGCCCAUCACAGUUGCUGACCUAGACACCCUGAAGCAGUCGUCUCGCUUGGUCCAUUACUGUGCCACCCCCCUGCUGUUCGAUCCUGUGUUCCGUAGGCAAAUUCAAGAGGAACUGACUGUCAAUCCCCAGGGCAAGAAGCGACAUUGCUCCAGCGACUCAACUGCAUCUAGCCGGGACCGGAGCCACAGCUGUGACUCGGUGGAGAUGCUGCCCAGCAGGCUGAAGGAGGAGCCCUGGCUGCUUGAUAUCUCCAACACUUUCCUGCAGCAGUAUGUCCAGUACCUGCAAAGCAUGGGCUUCAUCCUGGUGCAGGUCCGACCACUCUCCCCAGCCAGGAGUAGCGCUAUCGCUCGUGCCCGAGCUGGGGCCAUCAGCUCUGUGUCUUCAGAGGGACGAGCUUCCUUCUCUUACAACAAGCAGAAAAGUGAUGAGAGCCCUAAGCAGAGUGGCGGAUCAGGUGCCACCCCUUACCACCUCCAGCGGGCCCUGCCUGGGGGGAUAGUGUUAAUGGAGCUGGCCUUUCAGGGAUGUUAUUUCUGUGUGAAGCAGUAUGCAUUGGAGUGUUCCCGGAUCCCAAUGGGACAGUCUGUAAAUUCACAGGGCUCCCUUGUCUCCAAACCUCGUAGCAAGCCGUUCCCCGAGGCCUCUUCCGUCUCAGAAUCAGCGCUGUCUAUGUUGUUCACGGAGGAGUGUGACAAGGUGCGAGACCUGAUGCACGUGCACUCGUUCAGCUACGAUUUCCACCUGCGUGUCGUUCACCAGUACCUGGUGGGCUGCCAGAUGACUCUGCGUCAGGGUUAUCAGCUCACCAACUUCCUGGAGGACUUCAUCACUCACCAUCCCGACAUCCCCAAGUUCGGGAGGAACCACGUCUUCCAGGAUGUCUUUUCCUUUCCAACGGGAGUGAUAACGGCACACCAGCUGUAUAACUACAUCACAGACCACGCCGGAACCUACAGUAUGAAACCACUGCGCAUGUCCAAGUCUGCGCUAUCAGAUGUCAGGAAGGGGGCAGCGAAUGCUGAGCUUCAUGAGUAUGCACUGGUGGCGCUCUGGAACAGCUCUCGUUCCUACAAGGACUCGGAGGGCCUCCGACACCAUGAUGAUUUUGAUGUCUCUUUGCUGGUGUGUCACAAUGCAGCACCUUUUGAGGAGCAGUCCGAAGGGGAGCGAAACCUUCUAAUGCUGCGUUAUUAUGUGAUCAUGACAAGCCAGCGUGAGCUGUUCCCCCGCCUCACAGCAGACAUGCGGCGCUUCAAGAAGCUGCCUCAGAUUUACAGAGAGCACACAGAGCCGGGAAGCAAGCCUCCCAGGGAGCGAGCAGAGAGGGAUGGGUCUAGGGAGGCAGAGCUGGACUUGUGGGUGGAGGGGGACAACUCGAGCGAGUUUUACUCAGGUGGGCCGCAAGUGACGAUGGCACCUGGACUGUUCUAUACCUCUCCUCUCUUCCCUCUUCUGGCCUCGGAGGUGACCUCUGCACGGAACCACAUCCUGAGAAGCGUGCAGCAGGCCAGGGGGCACUGCCGGCGGGAUAUCCUGUGGCGAAGGCUCUUCCAUGGGGAGCAUCUUGCCUCCGACAAACUGAAACUGAGCAAGCUGACCUUCACUGAGCUGGAGGAGCUGCUGGACGCUGUGCAGAGUCGUUCUGUGGGAGACAUCGACCCUCAACUGGAUUGUUUCCUGACGAUGGGCCCUGGCUGGUACCAGAGCCUCAUUAAGGUGCUGCUCACCCGAUUCCCACAGAGCUGCCGACACUUUGUGGAGAACGACAGCAGCAUACAGUACUUGGCUGUGCUGAACCAAAAAUUCACUGACUGUUUUGUUCUCGUCUUCCUCGAUUCCCAGGCUGGAAAAACAAGUUUUAAGGUGGUUUUUAGAGAGCCAUUGCCAGCCCAGCCUCAAACGAGCAACAGCCCAUUGCCGCAGUUGGUCUCCAUGUACCACCAUCUGGAGUCGGUCAUCAAUACAGCCUGCUUCAAUCUCUGGACAGGGCUACUGUAAAUUCUGAUCUGUAAUAUAGACUGCUUCAAUCUUUAGACAAUACUGCUAUGGAAACUGGUGCAACCUACUGUUGGGACGGGGUCCAUAAUAUAGGCCGAAUGCUUCUUAAUAAGGCUGUUCUAUAAGCACCAAUGCAAACUGCCUUAUAUUAAACAUUUCCGUGCCAAUUGUAGCACAAGGCACUCGCCAUGUUUCUCCUGCCCAGGAUAUCUUGGCUAAACUGUUGAUAGUCAUCAUUUGCCAGUAUGCCUUGCUAGAGGGAUGUGCACUGCUUGACCUCUGAAAGGGGAGCUGCUGUAGCAGUCGAUCACCUGUAUGGUAUGUGGUGGUGGUCUGAAACACUAAUGUGGUGUGUUCUCUCCUCUUUUUUUUUUUUUCUUUUUUGGUGCCAAAAAUAAUUAUUUCUAUUCAGCACAAUAAACUCUGUUGGCUUGUGAUGCUGAAAGUUUUAUAUCUUUGUAAAGUAGAGGUUUUUUUAAACAUUAGAAUGCAGCUUUCAGCUCAGCUCUGUAUCCUUCAAGCCUCCACAAUGUACAGAGUAACUAGAACAGUGAGCAUUCCCUUCAGCAUUGUUCACUAGGAUUGAGAAGGUUGACAGUUAAAUGGUUAAAAUUCUUAGAUUAAGCUUGAAGUUUCCUCUCGGUGAGAAUUACAACUGGAGUUAAAGAGUAAGUAGUGGGGUGCUGAAAAAAUAUAUAGCGCUACACGUCCCCACGUGUUGCUACAACUGUUUA